This is a messenger RNA of Anopheles coluzzii, 4251 nucleotides long. RefSeq names its product stress-activated map kinase-interacting protein 1 (gene Sin1). Gene Ontology annotation, biological process: TORC2 signaling. The transcript is spliced from 2 exons. The record is from RefSeq and is a predicted model, not a curated record. Bases 541 to 2208 code for a protein of 555 amino acids. Lineage: Eukaryota; Metazoa; Arthropoda; Insecta; Diptera; Culicidae. Gene Ontology annotation, cellular component: plasma membrane; cytoplasm; TORC2 complex. Gene Ontology annotation, molecular function: phosphatidylinositol-4,5-bisphosphate binding.
CAAACAUGGUGGUCAAUGUUGUUUUUUAGCGCUGGCUGUUUCGGCAUCACUAGUUCGGUGUAAUUUUACGCAUUUUUUACUGCAUCUCGUCCGUUCGUCCCAUUCUACAGUGUUCUGCUACUCUGCCCCGGGUGUUUUUGUCGCAUUGUUCACUGCAAUAUACAGUCAUGGCUAAGCCCCGGCAAAAACAAUCCCCUUGGUCUUACGCCUUCUGCCCGGGGGAAGAUGCCUAAGCGCAGGAUGGCGACGAUGCGUGGGGAAUGUUGGAUCGUGCAGUUCCUACCAGUGCGAAAGUUGUUUCUGGGUUUGUAUUGCGUGCACUAAAUACCAACCGGCUCCGCCACCACCAUCAACGGUCAGCAGCACCACCCUAUCAAAAUUGGAAAUGAGAGCACCACGAUGAGGGCUAAACUUAGAUAAUCACGGAAGACGGUGCGUCGUCGCGAUCGCAGUGUCUUCUUCACCUUUGUGCUUCCACCGUGCGUGUGGUGCACGAGCAAGCAAACUAACCAACCCAAGAAUCAUUAUUGGCUGAAAAGCAUGGCGACGUACAACAAUGCCCACUGGUUGCUGUCGCACAUCCGGAACUCCUUCAUCUCCACCGACGAUACGGGCGUCAGCGAAACGGUGAUGGUGAUGGAGGACAUCCCGCUGCAGCUGGCGAAACGGUUUCGGGAAUCACAAGCACGCGUUGCGGAAACGACAAACCAGCCCCAGCCCCAGCCAGAAACGACCGCGCCAGAUGAAGACAGCGAUGGGCCCGGCAUCGAUCCAAUCAAGCAACAAAUGCAGGCCCGGUUCGGAGUGGAUUAUGAGUACUUCUUUUCCUACCCCGGGCUGGACGAUACGGAUGAGGAAGAUGCUGACACACUGUCCCAAUCGUACGAAAUACAGAUGGAUCAGGAGAGUGGGUUCCACCGGCAGCGAUCGAACACGGCCCAGAAGCUGGAAAAGCUCGAAAUUGCACGACGCAAAGCGUCACAGAUACGAAGUGUAAAGCUGGACGACAGCUCCGUGCUGCAGCCGGAAGAGGAGGAGGAUGAAAUCAGCCUAUUGUUUAGCCGGCGGGUUUCGCUGCCAAGCGAAUCGCCACGAAAGCGACUAAGUUCGACGCUCAGCGAACAGUUGAGCACGUUGCCCGCGCUGCCGCAGAACCAAUUUCUCGAGUACGCCAAGUUCGACGGCACGGGCCACAUCGAGGUGCCGGUGCGCACGUUCAAAGUAUUCGUUCCCGCUCUUCCGGAAGAGCAGCGUGCCUUUCCGUUGCCGGUCUGCGUACUAGCCACUGCCAAGAUACAGGAGUUUAUAGGGCUGAUUUGCUACAAGUGUACGAUCGCGAACCCGGCCGUAGAGUUGCGCCCCGUACGCCACUACGGCCUGUACAUGACGGAGGAAGACGGUGAGCUGGAUUUGGAUUUCCCGCCGCUGGAUGUGAACGAACCGUGCUCGAAGUUUCGUUUCACGCAUCUCGUUAUGGCCGAACGGCGACUGUCGAGCAGUGCAAGCCAUCAGCCACUGCCCACCACCUCUAGCGGACAGUCGCUUCGAUUUGAAGCAUUUAGUACGGAGCGCAGCACGAGUCUAACUACUCCCACCUCGGCCACGGCCCCGAACGCCACCACAACGGCACCGUUAACGAAACCGAUCAAGCAACAGCCGGAACAGGCAGGUGGAACCGGUUCGAGUACACAGAAAUCGGAACCAGCUGAAACGAUGACCACUUCGCAGCGCAUUAGCAACCAGCAGAAGGAAGAUCUUGAUCGGAUCAAAGGGCACACGUCUAAAAUAGAGGCACCCCUCUACCGUACGUUUCAGGUGCAAAUCCUCCACAAAUCGCGCCUCAAGACCGAGGUGCAGCUGGGCAUCUCGGGCGAUCGGUUCGAAAUUGAUCCCAUACCGAACAAUCCGGGCAAGUUCUGGAACCGCCAAAAGCCGGCCUGCCACACGAUGGACUCCGUAGCCGCCUGUACCAUCGUGGAGCGGAAACACUCGAAGGCGGUGCUGCGGUUGGUGUACUGUACCGGCAAUGUCGUGAGCGGUGAGGCCGACGGACCGGUAAGUUUUAAGCACUACGAUAUCGAAGCGACGCCCGAUGCGGCCGAACAGAUCGUGGAGAAGGUGAACAACAUUCUCGAGGUUCGGCUGAGCCCGAUCCGGCGCGAGUACAUGCGAAGGCGGGGCAAAUUAAAACCACCCUCUAGUGCGUAGCCCAUCGAGCAGCCUGUAGGAUAAGAGGCGAGGAGAGAAACCGCGAAAGAGGAAGAAGAGAAGGAAUCAUAUACUAACACUAACUGCCAUUGUAUGUGCGUGCUUUUACGUACCACACAAUAUUCAUUUCACUCGCGUUUACGGAAGAAGCACAGAGAGAGAGAGAGAGAGAGAGAGAGAGAGAGAGAGAGAGAGAGAGAGAGAGAGAGAGAGGAAGCUAUUUAUUUUAUCCAUUCCCACCCAGACGAACAGUCGAUCGAUCGAUCGGAUCGGGCAUGAUCAUGAAACAGAAGGAAUUGCUCACCUAUCUAUCCUACGAGACACCUAACGCUUGCUUUACAGACAGCGUAAUAACGACAAAAAGAGCAAAUCCCUCUUAUGUAGUACGUACGGAAUAUAUUGUCAUUCAAGCUUUAAUAUUUAUUUUCCACAACAGUCCAAAAUGCCCCUCCAGCAGCACUUUCCUAAUCGCACUUUCCUCUUUCCAAACAACGCAACGUGUAAAGUAAGCUCUGGGCCUCGUAGGAUGAUGGGUACGCACGAACUCACUGUCGAAUUCAUUUUAAACUAACUUUUAUGCUUACCCUACCAGCAAAAUGGUCGUUCCUCGGUUUCACGACCAUGCCUAACCGAUCGAUUAUCCUUCAUAUACAGUCAUAUACACCCCAAACAAAUGCCAACAAAGACUCAAUAGACUUUACUUGCAAAAUAUCAAUAUAAUAGCCAAUUCACAGCCAGUGUUUCGCCAACGGCAAACACGUUCAAAAUAACUUAAACUGAAACAAAAAACAGUCGUGUACAGCAGCAACAAGCCAGUGGAAUAAGGAUAGUGCAAUUUAGAUUUCCUUUCUUGUUCGCAGAUAGGAGGUUUUUUUAUAUUGAUAUACAUUAUAUGAAACACACGUUUUGCGUACAAUCAAUAGAAACGAUAUAAAUGCAAAAAAUAAUAUAACAAUCUCCAACCUAGUUUCGUUAGAUAAGGGAAGAGAAGCAUUUAAAAAAAAAGUCAUAACAGUUCUAAAGAACAUACUACAUGCAAACCGGGAAAAUUGUGUUCAGCAACAUGUAACCGAUGCGCGCGAUCGCUACCUCGCUUGCGCAACUGCAGACAGGUUCUUGCGGGGAAGUUAUGCGCAGGAAGAAGGGCCGCCAUGGAAGCGGAUUUUUUUUUCUGUUUUUUCCUCUAAUUUUAUACAAUAAGUUAAGCAGCAGGCAAGGAAGAGAUAAUAUAUAUACAUGUAAAUGUGAAACGAUGUGUUCCUUUAGCAGUUAGCGAGCGAUUAGUUAAGCAGGGCGUUAAUGAGCAACAGGCUGGUGCAUGAUGCACCGUGCCGCUUCUACGUAGUAUGUGCUACCCUAUCCAUCAGCCGGUCCUAUUUAUCGAUCCUUAGUUUUGUAUUUAAGUAAGCUUAUCGCUAGCACACUGUCCAUUGACACUGGACGUGUGGUGUUCAGAUUUAACAUAUGUUCCUCGACUAUCAUCCGGUUCGACUAGCCGCGUGUUGCGUGCGUCGGUCAUCUUUUAACCAGGCAGGAAGAUAAUUACGGAAUAAUACGCUUAAGAGAUAUGAGAUGUAUUUUGCGUUGCGUUUAUUUUUUGCGAUCGAAACUCAAUCCAGCUAGCACACCGCAACCCCUGCAGGUGUAAAGGAGAACAUAUCAGGUACGAUAAGAUGUGUUCGUGCGCAGCAGUUUGCCUGAUAUGUGGAGGACAGAUAAUCUUAAUAAUACACUUUGUGUCCUACCAGUACCAGUUCGGGAAUGUUCUCUCAUUGUUUUCCUCUUAUUGUAUGUGUACAGUGGUGUUACAGGCAGGAAGGGGAGCGCAAAAGUAAAACAAACACACACACACAUGGAGCCGAUUAUUGCUCUGCAAAAGCAAUCAAUUCGAAGGUCCUAGCUGGACGGCUACGAGCCGCUAUGCUCCGUUGGGAUGAGUGUGUUCAAGAAUAGGGAUUACAAUCAGCUAGUAAGAAAGGUAUUGUCUAACAGUGUGGCAGGUGUUAAACUAUAAAUAUUAUAAAACUUCCUUUAACGAGAUGA